UGCACCAGCUGAUAGUUAGAGAAAAAGAUGUUUGAUUGGGAGGCGAUCAAGCAGAAAAUGCACAACUGUUGCAGACACCAAAUAAGAUUAAGUCUUGCAUCACACAAAUCAAAUCUGUGGAUUUUGCGGUCAGUCUGGAAAAUCGAACCAAUCUGUAGCCAAUAUAAAAGCAUAACAGGUGAAUGGAAAGAGCGCUCAGUUUGGUAGAAUGAGGGGACAACUGAAGCUGCUGUUGGUCCUGGGACUGCUGCUGACGUACGCGGCGGCAAAGAAGAAGGAGUCGUCCUCCGAGGAGGAGGAAGAGGGCGGCGAGAAGCAUGAGAAGAAGAAAUAUGGUGAUGAGGAGCACAAAGGCGAGCACGGUCAUAAGGAGCACAAGGAAUGGGAAGAGGAUGAGAAGAAACAUCACGAGGAGGAGGAUCACGAGCAUCAUCAUGGCGACAAGGGUGAAAAGAAGAAGAAGCAUUACGAUGAGAAGGAGGAACAUGGCGAAAAACAUGAGCAUGGUGCCCACAAAAAGGGGGGCAAGCAUCAUCACAAGAAGAAGCACAAGAAGGGACACAAAGAAAUGGAAUAUCAUAAAAAAUUCAACAAGGAUGAAUACUACAAGGAGAAAAAGUUCUACGAUGAUGAGCACAAGGGCGGACAUCACAAAAAAUACGGCAAGGAGCAUAAGCAUCAUGAGGAGGAUCAUGGCGAGCACAAAAAGGGUGAAAAGCACGAAAGUGGAAAGAAAAAAGGACACAAGAAGAAGGAGGGACACUUUAAAAAGGGACAUCACGACGAAGAUCAUAAAAAAUACAAGAAGGAGCACAAAUACGGCGACAGCUUCGAGAAGAAGGAAGAGCACGGCAAGAAGGGCGAAAAGAAACACGGUCACAAGCAUCACAAAAAAAAUGCAAAGAAACAUGGUUAACACUUAUG
Molecule: messenger RNA, 924 nt
Organism: Drosophila innubila
Lineage: Eukaryota; Metazoa; Arthropoda; Insecta; Diptera; Drosophilidae
Product: DNA topoisomerase 1
Exons: 1
Coding region: 209-916 (235 amino acids)
Source: RefSeq, a predicted model, not a curated record